AUGUCAAUUUCCCAUCUGCCUACGCUACUAAAUCCACUAAUUAAUGCUAUAUUUAAUUGUCCUGAACCAGAAAAAUCCCCAUUAAAAAAGCUUUUCGCAACAUUGAAAACCUGUAGGUUUAUUCUCCUAGCACCUCCUUCAGAAUACCUCUUAAAUUACCACGAUGUCAAGACCAAACUACCGUUACAUGAGCUUUGUUAUAAUGCUGAGUUUAUUAACUCUCAUAUACUGCUAAUGACUGAAAACUCUUUUAUAAACACGAAUUCACGAGACAGUCAUUAUGAAACGUUAGACGGUAAAACUGUUGUUAUUCAGUGGAAAAAUAAUGUCAUUCAUGCUUUGAAUGGAUUUCAAGUAAGGCGGAGACUAAAAAUUCUGGGUACAAAGAUAUUACCCAACUUCAAUGACUACUUUGAAGGUGCGACAGAUUUUGUUAUAAUAUACAUAGAACAGCCUUUAAGUUGCGAAUCUGUACCUAAUGACUAUUUACAAUGUUUCCACAGUUACAAAAAAAUACCAAAAAGUGUAUAUUCUGUGCACAAUCUGUCAUUAGACUCUUCUCAACAAGAAAGGUCGUCAUUUGAAAAUAUAUUGCAUAUUCAUCCCACUCGGUUAACACAACUGGGUGAAAUGUUUUCCAAUUAUAGAACGCUUGCUCCCAGUGAUGAUCCAUCUGAGAAGAUUUUUGAAUGUAUUGUGCAGCAAGCGUUUGAAGGAAUGAAGUCCGACUCCCUUUUCAAGAAAUUUCCCAAUCUUUACGAUCUUAUACAUGAAUAUUUUGAGUUGAAUCUUUAUGAUGAUAUUUGGUCUAGACUUACUUCACAUUUCAAAAGCUAUGAAGUAGGCACUGAAGAAUACAAAUAUUUUUCAAUUAAUCACUUAUUAGCAGAUUUUUACUCAAAAGAUUUCAGAGAAUUCAAGUUGCAAGACGUCACUUUCAUUGAAAAACGUGUCCAUCUAGCGUCCAAACAUUUCCAAAAGUUAACUUUAACCCAUUCAUACACCGAAAAAUCUAAGAUAUUAGUUGAGACUUUACAAGAAUUAUCAGGUACCACUGACAUGGGCUCCCAUCAACUAGACGUACCAGGGAGAUUGAAUAAUUUAGCAAUGGAUGCAGAUACACUAAUCAGUCUUUUUGUGCUCGUUAUUUGCAGAAGUGAACAGAAGCAUUUGAAAAGCCACCUUUAUUAUUUGCAGAAUUUCUCGAACAACUCAUCUUCUUCAAAAUUCGGAAUUUUGGGGUAUGCUGUAUCUACGCUAGAAGCCGUGGUUUGCUAUUUCGAAGACUUCAAAAAAAAUUCUGAUAAUAUGGCAAAAGCUAAUGUAUUACUCCAGAAAACUAAAAGAUUAGUGAAUAUGUUGUCCUGUGAAAACGUCACAAAUAAAGUGGAAAAUCUAGCGACAUACAAGGAUAUUUUACCUUACAGAAACGGUCAAGGACAAUCCAUUCUAUCUAUAUGUAUAAGCAAUAAUAAAAACCACAUCUUACUAGAUAUUCUUUCUGAGUAUGAUAGUAUUUUUCCAUUAGAAGACCUUUUAGAAGACGAAACGAUUGACGGUUCCACACUACUUAUAGAAUCUAUUAAAUCAGGAAAUUUAGAAGCUGCAAAAAUACUCAUAAGAAUCAUGAUGCUUAAUUGUACUGAAGAAGAGCUCAUUUCGUAUAUCAAUAGAACAGAUAAAUAUUCACGUACUGUGGCACAUUAUCUAACUCAUGAAAUCGAUAUACUCAAAAGCAUUGGAAACUAUGUUGAUUGGAAGCGAAAAAAUUCAGGCGGGCAAACGCCUUUAUUUUCUAUCUUUAGAAGUUAUGAUCAGCCAAAUUAUGAAGCGAUGGUAAAGAUAGCCUUUAAUAUCGCGAAUACUUGGUACCGAAAGCAAAACAGAUCGUUUGACUAUCGAGACCAUACAGAUAAUAAAGGCAAUGACUUGUUACAUGUCCUGAAGACUGACGCCUCAAUCCUUUUACAACUCACAAAAUUAGAUAUUAAUGGGGAGAACUAUAAGGGGUUGACUCCACUAAUGGUCUAUGUCAAAUACAAAAGACUAAAUAAUAUCGAGGCUAUUAUAAAAGACCAGCGGCUGGUAUUAGAAAAAAUUCAAAAAUCAACCUUUUUUACUUGUUUUGAUUAUGCAAAGGACCAUACAGUGCUAAGCAAGGUGGGAGAAAGGGGAGCCAAGGAUUCACUUUUUGGGUUGAUUUACUUUCAUUCUUUGCGGUAUCACAACUUAAAUGCUGCAGUGAAUAUAACGUUUGCUUCAGAUACAGAGAAACCAUUUUCAAAUACGGUUAUCAACAUGAAAACUAUCCAAGGCUUGCUGCGCUCAAUUUUGAAAGAUAAUCCGUUUACCUUUUUGCCACUAAAUAUCUAUAUCGAUGAAAUUUCACAAUUAAGCCGUUCUGAUGUAACAAUAAUUGGAAAAGCAGACGUUAUGUCCUUACUGCACAAGUUGAGUAACUGUUUCAAUGUGCUCCUAUUUCUGAAAAAAGUUCCCAAGAGCUUAUUCACAGAUGAGGCUUCGAUUUUGUAUUGGAUGCGCAUAAACACUUCCAAAAGAAAUCAAAAACAACCAAGUAAAGAAAAUUACAAAACAAUGGAACCAGAGGAAAUUAAUAUGAUACAAAGCUUUCUACGUUUUAAUUUUGAUGAGAUUUCGUCAUUUAAGGCAAGCCUGAGUAUUUUAAGGAAGAUCUUAAUAUUUAUUAGUUUGAAAUCUAAUGAUUUCAAAGAUGUUAAUGACAAUCUUAACGAAAUGGGUAAAAGUAUAUACAAUGCUAAAGCUGCCGAUGCAUUUGCUGGAAAUUUAACAAAUCAUAAUAUGUUCAAUGAUUAUUCACUAGCAAAAUUACUAGAGCAUGUGCGUUUCCUAGAAGAAUGUACUAUUCAACUGUCGAACCUCGUCCAGCUAAUAUUACUUGAAAAAAUUCCAAACUGGUGGAAACAUUACGGCGAAUUAAUAACUUUACACAAAAACUAUCGCAAAGCAUUUCCCAGUGUGGUUAAGCCAAAAAGCACUACUGAUACCUCUGGUCACAUUCAACUCGGUGGUUUUAUUGAAACUAAACGUGAACAAUCGGAGCAAAGACUAGCAGUUCAAAUUAAGGUCUCUUCAAAAUCGCUUAAAGAACUUGGAAGUGAAAUUUUUGUAGCCCACGAAAAGUUAGCCGAGGAGUUAAGCAAUUACAUGGAAUUUAGGAAGGCAUGUUUGAAUCAGCGGAAUAUUGUAGCCUUUGCAGCAACCAACAUUAGCGUUCUUCAAGAAAAUAUAUAG
Messenger RNA from Saccharomyces mikatae IFO 1815, 3273 nucleotides. It is a transcript of the gene VRL1, whose product is annotated as Vrl1p. Gene Ontology annotation, biological process: early endosome to late endosome transport. The record is from RefSeq and is a predicted model, not a curated record. The coding region runs from base 1 to 3273 and encodes 1090 amino acids. Lineage: Eukaryota; Fungi; Ascomycota; Saccharomycetes; Saccharomycetales; Saccharomycetaceae. Gene Ontology annotation, molecular function: SNARE binding; guanyl-nucleotide exchange factor activity. The transcript has a single exon. Gene Ontology annotation, cellular component: late endosome; transport vesicle; plasma membrane.